AUGAGACUUCUUCAUCUCUUCUUCCUCCUCCUCGCCCCCCUUACCUUGGCCUCAGCCGUCAGAACGGGCCGCUUUUCAUCAUCAACUGUUGAAGAGCUCUCUUCUCACCCACCCAAAUUUCUCGAUGCAAGCGGCUGGGGUAAAGGUCUGAGAGCAGUCCUCCGACGACUGCGCUCCAAGUUCCUCUCUACUAACCUUUCCGAGACAGCGUCUCGUACUUCGACAUCGGCUCGUGCUGGAAGUGAAAGAUUCUCUGUUCCUCAAGAAGACGGGUUUAUCUUGUAUACUGGAUUCAAUACUCCCCCUUCUGCUUCUACUUCCCCGCUCCGCAUAGACGAGGGGAAGAGAAGAGAUCUGGGCCUAUGGACAAAAGCUAAAUUCACCGCCGAAGCUGCACGAAAAUCGGCGGGAGGUGAGGAUCUGUUCUCGCUCAGGUUGAAAAAAUACUUGGAUGUGAGUAUCGAUGUCAACACGCCGAGAGGAAGGAUGAGAGGUGGUGAUGGGUUGUCUCCUUGA
Messenger RNA from Ustilago hordei, 516 nucleotides. RefSeq lists its product as uncharacterized. The record is from RefSeq and is a predicted model, not a curated record. The transcript has a single exon. NCBI's taxonomy places the organism in Eukaryota, Fungi, Basidiomycota, Ustilaginomycetes, Ustilaginales, Ustilaginaceae. The coding region runs from base 1 to 516 and encodes 171 amino acids.